Messenger RNA from Stereum hirsutum FP-91666 SS1, 1436 nucleotides. RefSeq lists its product as uncharacterized. Gene Ontology annotation, molecular function: arylformamidase activity. The transcript has 14 exons. The record is from RefSeq and is a predicted model, not a curated record. NCBI's taxonomy places the organism in Eukaryota, Fungi, Basidiomycota, Agaricomycetes, Russulales, Stereaceae. Bases 95 to 1237 code for a protein of 380 amino acids.
CGACUGUUACCCGUCCGUACUGGGAACCUCGCCCUGAGCGAACAAAUCCUCCAAUAUCAAUCCUACCUGCCAACAAGAGAUCAUACAAAUACAAAUGACUUCCCGUCUCCAAUCCGUCCUCGCCCACCUUCAACCCGACUCUCUCACCGGCAACAAUAUGAACAAAGAGGAGCCAGAGAAACCCCUCCCGUCGUUCGAUGAGCUCCCGAAGUAUAGGAACUUUGUAGGUUGUGCGUGGGAUGUAUGGGGCCCGAACGAUCAGUUGGGGACAAUCAAUUUGUUGACGGAGGGGGUGGUGAAGAGGGGGGCGCAAGAGGAGGUUAGAACUGGCAAGACCGUCGCGUUGAACUGGCCUAUCAACUUCCCAGCUAAGCCCUUUUUCAAUCGCAAGGCACCAGAACACCGUACGUGGAUGAAGGCAUUUACUGUUCGUGAUGACGAGCUGCAUAUCAAUACUCAAUCCGGAACCCAGUGGGACGGAAUGAAGCACUUCCCGCUCAUAGAGCACGAGAUGUGCUAUGGAGGUGUCCCAGCGCGUUCGCUCCCAGACGGCCAAAUCUCCUUUAAUGGGCCGGGGACUGUCGACCCAGAGUUGAUCAAGCUUGGGAUACAUAACUGGGCCCAGCACGGAAUCUGCGGCCGUGGCGUCCUCCUCGACCUUGUCGGAUUUCAAUCAUCACAAGUCUCUUCCUCCACUACCUCCCCCUUCUCUCCGCCCUCCGCCCUCGCCAACCUCCCCUACGACCCCUGGACCUCGCACCCUAUCCAGGUCUCUGAACUACUCGCAUGCGCUCAAUCCCAAGGCGUCACGUUCCGUCGCGGCGAUAUCUUACUAAUCAGGAUGGGGUUCAUACGUAGGUUUGAAGAAGCGAGUGUGGAGGAGCGGGAAAGGCUGAGUGAAAUCGAAGUACAUGGGGGUAUCGGAGCUGGAAAGGGGGAACAGUUCGCAGGGAUUGAGCAGAGCGAGGAGAUGAAGCGGUUUUUGUGGGAUAAUCAUUUCGCGGCUGUGGCGUCUGAUCAACCUACAUUGGAGCGAUGGCCCACGCCGGAAGGAGUACCCCAUAUGCAUCAAACUCUUCUCGGGUUAUGGGGUAUGCCCAUCGGCGAGUUCUUUGACCUCGAAGCCCUGUCCGACAUAUGCGCCUCGACCAAGCGAUACACAUUCUUCUUCUCUUCGUGGCCUUUGAAUGUGCUCGGGGGUGUUGGCAGCCCACCCAACGCUGCGGCGUACUUUUAAGAGAGGAGGGUUAAGUGUAAAAUGCAGAGGAUGGGUGUUGGCUGUGGGGUGCGAAAGCGAACACGGGGAUUGUGAUCACACGAUAUUCUAACAAAAGUCUGCGUUAUGUCGACCAUGGUCGCAUAUGUAUGAUCUUUCGUAUCGUCAAGACUGUGCUGUAAAUUUAUUAUACAGGAUGGUGUCCAGAACGAGUAUGCCU